CAGAAGAAACCAUUGAGAUGAUGAAGAAGGUUGGCUUCGUCAUUGUAUCUCUCUUAAUGGUAUCCGUUGUUGACAUUUCAGCUAAAGAGGAAAUAUCACCGAGACUGUCUCCGAUAGAGCAUUCUUCCUCGUCACCGCCUCAGCAAGAAAACGAAAUGUCUCCAAUAUCUCCGACGAUGAUGUCUACUGAUUACGAUUAUCCGUCUUCGUCUCAGUUUACGGAAUCAAGUGAUCUCAGUUACACUGAAAAUACCAGAACCGGAGGCGGAGGAAACAAGACUGGAGUUGUCGUUGUUGGAGCCAUUGCAGCGGUGAGUAUGGUCUGCUUCGGUGGUGUAUAUUUGUUCAAGCAACGGCGUGACAACAUUCGUCGAUCGCGGUAUGGAUACGUCGCCACUGAAUUCUUCUGAAGAUAACUUUGAAGGCGAUCUUCAGAAGUCUAGUUUCUUUUCAAAAUGUUCUUGAUAAAUGUAUCAUCACUAAGGACUCGAACACCAUUAUGGAACACAAAGAAAAGAAGCUUACAAACUUUUUUUUGAUAACUUUUGUCGUUUCAAAGUUUCUAAAGUCUAGUUUCUUUUGGAAAAUGCAAAUUUAUGAUGUAGUAUACGAACAACAUGCAAAAGUGAGCUUUGUUUAUUGAGAGAUUCACAACAAUGUAGAUCGUAUU
Messenger RNA from Camelina sativa (false flax), 670 nucleotides. RefSeq lists its product as uncharacterized. The record is from RefSeq and is a predicted model, not a curated record. NCBI's taxonomy places the organism in Eukaryota, Viridiplantae, Streptophyta, Magnoliopsida, Brassicales, Brassicaceae.